This is a messenger RNA of Phodopus roborovskii (desert hamster), 4848 nucleotides long. RefSeq names its product EPH receptor A8 (gene Epha8). Bases 122 to 3247 code for a protein of 1041 amino acids. Gene Ontology annotation, biological process: protein phosphorylation; cell surface receptor protein tyrosine kinase signaling pathway; axon guidance. Gene Ontology annotation, cellular component: neuron projection; plasma membrane. Gene Ontology annotation, molecular function: protein binding; transmembrane-ephrin receptor activity; ATP binding. The record is from RefSeq and is a predicted model, not a curated record. NCBI's taxonomy places the organism in Eukaryota, Metazoa, Chordata, Mammalia, Rodentia, Cricetidae. The transcript is spliced from 18 exons.
GGCGGGCGCGGGUGCCCGCGUGCGGCUGAGCCGCGUGUGCGCCGGCCGGGGUGCGGGAGAGGCAGGAGCGCGCCACGCGCGGCCGCCGGGCCGAGCCCGAGGAGCGCGGCGCCGCCCGGUCAUGGCCCCCGCCCGGGCCCGCCUGUCCCCCGCUCUCUGGGUCGUCACGGCCGCGGCGGCGGCCACCUGCGUGUCUGCGGGGCGCGGCGAAGUGAACCUGUUGGACACCUCAACCAUCCAUGGAGACUGGGGCUGGCUCACAUAUCCGGCUCACGGGUGGGACUCCAUCAACGAGGUGGAUGAGUCCUUCCGGCCCAUCCAUACGUACCAAGUGUGCAACGUCAUGACCCCUAAUCAGAACAACUGGCUGCGUACAAACUGGGUGCCCCGCGAUGGUGCCCGGCGUGUCUACGCUGAGAUCAAGUUCACGCUGCGUGACUGCAACAGCAUCCCUGGUGUGCUGGGCACCUGCAAGGAGACCUUCAACCUUCACUACCUGGAGUCUGACCGGGACCUAGGUGCCAGCACACAGGAGAGCCAGUUCCUCAAGAUUGACACCAUCGCGGCUGAUGAGAGCUUCACGGGUGCUGACCUGGGUGUGCGGAGGCUCAAGCUGAACACGGAGGUUCGUGGUGUGGGCCCACUCAGCAAGCGUGGCUUCUACUUGGCCUUCCAGGAUAUAGGCGCCUGCCUCGCCAUCCUCUCACUCCGCAUCUACUACAAGAAGUGUCCCGCCAUGGUCCGCAACCUGGCAGCAUUCUCAGAGGCAGUGACUGGGGCUGACUCAUCCUCGCUGGUAGAGGUUCGAGGCCAGUGUGUGCGGCACUCUGAGGAGCGAGACACACCCAAGAUGUACUGCAGUGCUGAGGGCGAGUGGCUGGUACCCAUUGGCAAGUGCGUGUGCAGUGCUGGCUAUGAGGAGCGGCGAGAUGCCUGUAUGGCCUGUGAGCUGGGCUUCUACAAAUCAGCCCCCGGGGACCAGCUGUGUGCCCGAUGCCCACCCCACAGCCAUUCUGCGACCCCUGCGGCCCAGACCUGCCGUUGUGACCUCAGUUACUACCGAGCAGCCUUGGACCCACCAUCCGCAGCCUGCACCCGGCCACCCUCAGCGCCAGUGAACCUGAUCUCCAGUGUGAAUGGGACUUCUGUGACCCUGGAGUGGGCCCCUCCCCUGGACCCAGGUGGCCGCAGUGACAUCACCUACAAUGCAGUGUGCCGCCGCUGCCCCUGGGCCCUGAGCCACUGUGAGGCUUGUGGGAGUGGAACCCGCUUCGUCCCACAGCAGACAAGCCUGGCACAGGCCAGCCUGCUGGUGGCCAACCUGCUGGCCCACAUGAACUACUCCUUCUGGAUUGAGGCUGUCAAUGGUGUGUCCAACCUGAGCCCCGAGCCCCGCAGCGCUGCUGUGGUCAACAUCACCACGAACCAGGCAGCCCCAUCCCAGGUGGUGGUGAUCCGGCAGGAGCGGGCAGGGCAGACCAGCGUGUCACUGCUGUGGCAGGAGCCAGAGCAGCCCAACGGCAUCAUCCUGGAGUACGAGAUCAAGUACUACGAGAAGGAUAAGGAGAUGCAAAGCUACUCUACCCUUAAGGCUGUUACCACCCGCGCUACUGUGUCGGGCCUCAAGCCAGGCACUCGCUACGUGUUCCAGGUCCGAGCCCGCACCUCAGCAGGCUGUGGCCGCUUCAGCCAGGCCAUGGAGGUGGAGACCGGGAAACCCCGGCCCCGCUAUGACACUAGGACCAUAGUCUGGAUCUGCCUGACACUCAUCACCGGCCUGGUGGUGCUCCUCCUACUUCUCAUCUGCAAGAAGAGGCACUGCGGCUACAGCAAGGCUUUCCAAGACUCAGAUGAGGAGAAGAUGCAUUACCAGAAUGGGCAGGAGACUCAAGGCCCGUGGUGGAGGCGGGGCACGGGGAACAUCAGACAUGUCAGAAUUAACCAGAGACUAAGAACACAGAGCCAUGCCACAGACUUCUCACUUAAGCCUGUGGCACCCCCUCCUGUCUUCUUGCCCUUGAAUCACCCCCCGGGGAAGUUCCCAGAACCCCAAUUCUGUGCAGAGCCCCACACCUAUGAGGAGCCAGGUCGAGCAGGCCGCAGCUUCACCCGAGAGAUCGAAGCAUCCAGGGUCCACAUUGAGAAGAUCAUAGGCUCGGGAGAAUCUGGAGAAGUAUGCUACGGGCGGCUGCAGGUGCCAGGCCAGCGGGACAUGCCUGUGGCUAUCAAGGCCCUCAAAGCCGGGUACACAGAGAGACAGCGACAAGACUUCUUGAGUGAGGCAGCCAUCAUGGGCCAGUUUGACCACCCUAACAUCAUCCGCCUUGAGGGUGUUGUCACCCGUGGCCGCCUGGCGAUGAUCGUGACGGAGUACAUGGAGAACGGCUCUCUGGAUGCCUUCCUCAGGACCCAUGAUGGGCAGUUCACCAUCGUGCAGCUGGUGGGCAUGCUUAGAGGGGUGGGCGCUGGCAUGCGCUACCUCUCAGACCUGGGCUACAUUCACCGUGACCUGGCCGCUCGCAAUGUCCUAGUAGAUGGCCAUCUGGUGUGCAAAGUGUCAGACUUUGGGCUCUCGAGGGCUCUGGAGGAUGACCCCGAAGCUGCCUACACCACUGCGGGAGGGAAGAUCCCCAUUCGAUGGACAGCGCCCGAGGCCAUUGCCUUCCGCACUUUCUCCUCAGCCAGUGAUGUGUGGAGUUUUGGCGUGGUCAUGUGGGAGGUACUGGCCUAUGGUGAACGGCCCUACUGGAACAUGACCAACCAGGAUGUCAUCAGCUCAGUGGAAGAGGGUUACAGGCUGCCAGCGCCCAUGGGCUGCCCACGCGCCCUGCACCAACUUAUGCUGGACUGCUGGCACAAGGACCAUGCCCAGCGACCUCGCUUCUCUCAUGUCGUGAGCGUUCUUGACGCCCUGAUCCACAGCCCCGAGAACCUUAGGGCCACAGCCACAGUCAGCAGGUGCCCACCCCCUGCCUUUGCCAGGAGCUGCUUUGACCUCCGAGGGGGCGGAAGUGGCAGUGGGGACCUCACUGUGGGGGAUUGGUUGGACUCCAUCCGGAUGGGCCGGUACCGGGACCACUUUGCUGCCGGCGGGUACUCCUCUCUUGGCAUGGUGCUUCGCAUGAAUGCCCAGGAUGUGCGUGCCCUUGGCAUCACCCUCAUGGGCCACCAGAAGAAGAUCCUUGGAAGCAUCCAGACCAUGAGGGCCCAGCUGAGCAGCACUCAGGGGCCCCGCCGGCACCUCUGAUUCAUGGACCCCUGACCCUGGUCAUAGCAGCUUUCAGGGGCUUCACAGAGCCACCCAGUAGUUAGGGUAGCUCCUGAGUUCUGCCACAGGACCUACAGUUACAGGAGUCAGGCCCCUGGGACAAGGUUGUUGGUGCUUCAGGUGGAUAGAACACCUGCCCUCUGGAGGCACAGGACCUUGUGCCAUCUAGAGCCUGGGGUCUCCAACACCAGAAUCCAACAGUGACAUCACUCACCUACCUGUAUGUGCGUGCAUGUAGGUGAUGGUAAGGGUGUGCUCUCACAAGGUCCUGGCAGCUGAUAGAAACAAUGUGGGAUCAUGUCUUUGUUCCCAGUCAGGCCCCAGCACAGAUGUGUGCAGGUUACCACGUACGUGCUUAUCCACUAGGGCAGGAGUCACAUAUGUAUGACCACAUAUAACACAUCAUGAAUGGGGAGGCACGAUAGUGUGAGCAAGGAAUCUGAGCUGACACUGCCCAGCCCCCAGUACCUGUGGGGACCAGGCAGAGGCUCACACCUACUCCCCCAGUGCCUGGAGGCUGGAGCCCAGGCUGCUUCUGAAUCACACCAGCACCAGGCCCACUGUCCAGCCUGGGUGAGCCCACCAUGGCUGUAUCUCAGGUCCGGGCCUCCUUCCUAUUUGGGGGAGCCACCUUCAGCUUCUGCCUGGCUCCUCCUGCUGCUCAACAGGAAAACAGGGUUCCUGGCCACUCCCUCUGGCCACCUCCCAUAGAGGGUCACAGCAGAGUGAGAUGCCCUCACAGGGGCUUGGCUGCCUGGCCAUCUGCUCUCAUGGCCGUGGUACCUCUUCCCAAUUUCUCACUGCCCAUCCCUGCCACCCCUGCCCAUGCUGGGAACAGGAGCAUGGGGCAGAUUCUAAGCCCCAAUCCCUCCCCUUCCUAUACCAGAUAGGGAUGCUCAGAGAUGGGGAUUCCUUGUCUGAGGUCACAUGACAACCAAAUUCUAGAGUUGGGCGCCUUUCCUCCCAGCCAUGGUCUGUUAGGAUGGGAGGGGUCUGGCAAGCCCAUCACCCACAGGCUAACAGCUCCUGUUAACGGCCCACCAGGGUAUGUAAAUAUCUUUUUUUCUACCAUGUCAGAAUAUUUUUUUUCUCACUCCUGACAAUGCAAAAAUGGUCUUCAAAGCACAUAAAAAGCACCCCGGGUGAGAAAGCCCCACCCUGGGGGAGGCAGGGCCCAAGGAGCCCAGCCCAGAGGAAAGGGUGGCCCCCUCCCCUGCCCAGCCCUGCCCACAGCCAGCACAGCACCCCGCGAGACACCAGCACUGAGACCCUUCCCUCCUGCAAUAAUUCAGGGGCCUCAGCCCCACCCAGGUGCCGCGGCCAGCUCCUGCGCUUCUAUAUAUUAUAGUACUAUGUAGCCGAGCUGCCCUUCCUUCCUAUGGAAGUGGGAAACACGGUCAGGACACGAGGUGGGGGGGACACCCAGUCUUCCACCCCACCCCACUCACCCAGUGUCUGGGCUUGGGAUCCUCAGGCAAGGCCUCUGAGGUGGGUCCCCCUUGGGGCUCUUGGGGCCUCUCUGUGGCUCCCAUCCUGUCUGGAAAUUACCUGUGAUGAGAAUAAAUUCUGUCUCAUCUUUG